AUGUUCUCAUUCAGGCCAGGUAAAAUAAGUAGUGGCUGUGUCCUCUCUGCUGACUGUUAUGCCAGGUUUUGCCGACUGCGAGGCGACAACGUGGCUUACAUCUGCGGUACAGACGAGUAUGGCACUGCAACGGAGACCAAAGCUAUAGGGGAAGGUCUAACCCCACAGCAAAUCUGCGACAAGUACCACAAAAUCCAUUCAGACGUCUACAAGGAUUUCAACAUCAGUUUUGAUUAUUUUGGACGCACAACGACUCCAAGCCAGACUGAGAUAGUUCAUGAACUGUUCUGGGACUUGGAGAAAGAGGGCAAGAUUUCAAGGGAGUCCAUGGAGCAGCUUUUCUGUGAGCAUUGCUCUCGUUUCUUGGCGGAUAGAUUCGCUGAGGGCACAUGUCCUCAUGUUGGCUGUGGGUACGAGGACGCCCGAGGUGACCAGUGCGAUGGAUGUGGUAAGCUCGUGAAUGCUGUGGAUCUCGUCAAUCCUCGCUGCAAACUCUGCUCCAAGACUCCAAAGAUUAAAUCUUCCAAUCACCUUUUUAUAGAUUUGCCUAAAAUAGAAGGUAAAUUGCGUGAGUGGUUUGUGGAAUCCUCUAAAAACUGGAGCAGCAACGCAAGUAUUAUCUGCAACACGUGGCUUCGUGAUGGACUCUUGGCACGAUGCAUCACCCGAGACCUGAAGUGGGGUGUACCCGUGCCACUUGAGGGAUACGACGAUAAAGUUUUCUAUGUGUGGUUUGAUGCUCCCAUUGGCUACCUUAGCAUCACCAAGGAGUAUACCAAAGACUGGGAAAUGUGGUGGAAGAACCCCGACCAAGUUAACCUUUAUCAGUUCAUGGCUAAAGACAACGUGCCGUUCCACGGCAUAAUUUUCCCUUGUACUCUCACCGGAAGUCCUAAGCCAUGGACCCGAGUGACGCACCUCAUGGCGACUGAGUACCUCAACUACGAAGACGGGAAAUUCUCCAAGAGUCGUGGCGUGGGUGUCUUCGGUGACCAGGCAAUGAAAACUGGCAUUCCGAGCGACGUGUGGAGGUUUUAUUUGCUGUACAUUCGACCUGAGUCCCAAGACACUGUGUUUUCAUGGGCUGAUCUUCAGAUGAAGAAUAAUACUGAAUUGCUUAACAACUUGGGCAACUUUGUUAACAGGUCUUUGAAGUUUGUGAGCCAGUUUUAUGAUGGUUUGGUUCCCGAAGCAAAGCCAAAUGAAGACGACUUCAAAGUAAUGGCAGCUGUGAAUCAUGAGCUUUUCAAUUACCACAAUGCUCUUAGUAACGUCAGACUACGUGAUGGACUACGCCACAUCCUUGCCAUGACAAGGAUAGGCAACCAAUACAUCCAGGACAACGAACCUUAUAAACUUAUCAAACCUGAUCGAUCUACUGAAGAUAAAGAGCGAGGUGCCAGCGUCAUUUCAGUAUCUGCAAACCUUGUGUUUCUAGUUGCUGUGUGUCUGCAGCCAUACAUGCCCGACACAUCUGCCAAGAUUCUGCAGAUAAUGAACCUUCCUGAUGCCACACAUUGGCGCCUGCCCACCGCGUUACCUCACGCUGUGCCUUCUGGCUGCAAAGUCACAAAACCUGAGCCUCUCAUCAAGAAGAUAACCGAUGAAGAACUGCAGCAGUGGCAGCUUCAAUUCAAGGGCACAGAUGACAGCGCGGCUAAAUGUCAAGUCAAGAAGAAUUCAGCCGUUGUUCUUCCAGCUAUAGUUAAUGUUGAUAUCGAAAGCCUCAAAAAGAUGAUUGAUGAACAGGGAGACAAAGUUCGAGCAUUAAAAGCCGGAGGAGCGUCCAAGGCAGACAUAUCAGCAGACGUUGCUACGCUGCUGCAGCUGAAGAACCAGCUUGCGCAAGCCCAGGGCGCCCCUGCCGUCCCUCCUGCUAAAGACAAGAAGCAGAAGAAGGCUCGUAAGUUUUCAUUCAACACGGUACUUGCAUAUCAGGGCGAAGCAGUGCGCACUCUCAAGAGCAGCGGCGCCUCCAAGGACGCCGUUGCUGCCGAAGUCACUAAGCUACUGCAGCUCAAGUCCGAGCUCGCUGUUGCCUUAGGUGUAGACGUGUCAUCCCUCUCAGCGCCUAGCAAAUCCAGCAAGAAAAAGAAAUAACAUCUUGAAUAUUUAAUUCUCAGCCUUUUAAAGCCACUCAGAUACCUAUUUUAUUACCUAAUUGGCACUGAAGAAACUGCUCCAAUGUCAUGGCAAAUCAUCUCUUGGAAUAAGAGCUUUUUUUAUGGUCUAGUAAUGCUUGUAUUUGUUAUUUAUUGUAUUCUAGUUACACUCGUCGUUUGGUAUAAAAAAAUGUGACAAAAAAAUUUUUGUGACUUCUAGUUUUGUUUGCGAGGUAAUUCUCCUAUGGUGAUUUGUUAUGCUAAAAAAUUGUACGUGUUCAUGACGAGUGUUCUUGUUUAUUUUGUUACUCCAUAAAUACUUGAGAAGACUUGUAUGCGAUAGAAAACUGCGAAACGUCAUUUUUUAUUUUCCAUAUUUACAUACAUUUUCUCGGGUGUCA
Hyalella azteca is the source of this 2503-nucleotide messenger RNA. It is a transcript of the gene MetRS, whose product is annotated as methionine--tRNA ligase, cytoplasmic. The record is from RefSeq and is a predicted model, not a curated record. NCBI's taxonomy places the organism in Eukaryota, Metazoa, Arthropoda, Malacostraca, Amphipoda, Hyalellidae. Gene Ontology annotation, molecular function: ATP binding; methionine-tRNA ligase activity. Gene Ontology annotation, cellular component: aminoacyl-tRNA synthetase multienzyme complex; cytosol. Gene Ontology annotation, biological process: methionyl-tRNA aminoacylation.